CGCCAGCCGAAUAGCACCACUCGGUCCAACCGAGUCUCACCAGCUGUCAUGUUGUCCGUCCGGCCUUGCUGCAGCACAAUGCUUUCUAGCCGUUAAUUAUUACAACAUAUCAUGUUUCUUAUCUAUAUUUGAUACUGGUUUUCUUUUCUGUAAUUGCGACAAACGAACUCGCGUCGCGGGCCCGAAAUACGAAGCUUUCGCGAUCUUCUAGCCCCUGCGGGGAAGCUCCUCCAUCCCAACUGGCUUGGGAAGCACAUACCAUUUGAUCUCAUCCAACGACGAACAUCAUGGGGCAACGAAGGUUUAUCGCACCUUUACUAGCGCUGGCGUGCGCUACGUCCGGUGUUUUAGCGAGCAAGAAGGUGUUCAACAUCCAUGAUGAUCUUCUGGCAUUCCCUCAAUUCCAAGUCCUGUUCCCCGAAAGCUACGUCCUCGAAUCGCAAGCAAGGGAGUUGCUACAAGCGCAGGCCUCGACAUUCGAUGAAAACCAAAAGCAUUCCGACAAGAAUCCGCAGGUUUACAUGGGAAAGGAUAGUUCAUCAGACCCUUCUCACAAUCAAAACGGGGCAAAUAAAGAUGAAUCUGCCGUCACAUAUGAAGAAAUGACCCUCGAAGGACAACGGUAUCUCUGUCAGAUCCCGCACAUCGACACUGGUGAUCUCAACCGCACUCGCACGGAAGAAUCAAGUGAAGUUGAGAAGCACAAAGAGCUUGCACGGGCCACGGAUCGCGGUCUUGAGCUUCUGCGCGACAUGGAGGGCAAAUGCAUGUAUUACAUAUCCGGGUGGUGGUCUUACUCUUUCUGCUACAAGAAGCAAAUCAAGCAAUUCCAUGCUCUCCCAUUUGGCAGCGGGGUCCCCAACUAUCCACCUAUGGAAGACCCAACGACACAAUCGUUCAUCCUGGGAAGAUUCCGACGAGGUGAUGAUGAUGAAAUGGAUGGUGAGGCUGAGCGAAAGAAGGCAACAACCACAGACCUGGCGGAACUUCAGACGAAAGGGGGCUCGCGAUACCUCGUACAACGGCUCGAGGGCGGGACUAAGUGCGACUUGACAGGACGGAACCGAAAGGUUGAAAUUCAGUUCCAUUGCAAUCCCCAAUCUACGGACCGAAUUGGUUGGAUCAAAGAACUUACGACCUGUUCCUACCUGAUGGUGAUUUAUACCCCCCGGCUAUGUAACGACGUCGCUUUUUUGCCACCUCAACAGGAUGAAGUGCACUCGAUCGAGUGUCGAGAGGUCCUGACCCCUGAAGAAGUUCCCGAAUGGGAGGCGAUGCAAAAUUACCUCUCGUCUCAGCAAUUGGUCGAGUCAGGAGAGUCGUCCGAGUUUGCUAUUGUCGGUGACAUUCAGGUGGGAGCCCAGAAGCUGGUUGGGACAGAGGGCAAGAAGAUCGAAAAGGGGCGUGUUGCCUCUGCUGGCGAGGAGAAGGUGGAUGUGGUUGCCAAGCGCGAGAAAGGGGAGGUGCAAUGGCUGUCCAAGGAAGAGCUGAAGAAAUACGACCUUGAUCCGCAGAAGAUUGAAACAUUGAAGAAGCAACUCGAGGAGCUGGCCAAUGGCAAGGACUGGACACUAGAAGUUGUUGAGGCCAAUGGAGAGCGCGGGCUUCGGGGCAUUGUGGACGCUGAUGAGGAAGACGAGCUCGAAGGAGACCGUGCCUACAAGGAGAGAACCAGUGAACGCCCAGGAACCAAGCCUGCGCCAAAUGAUGGAGACCAGCCACAGCGACAGGCAAAGGAGACGUCGCAGGAGGCAUCAAAGCAGCAACCACAGGAGCGACCUGGGCAGCAGCCCGAGAAAAAGGUAGAAACCCAGGAACAGAAGGAACCAGAACCCUCAUAUGGGGGAUCAGAAAAGGGUAGCGAAGAAACGUUCAAGGACGAACUAUGAGUUGAUAUCACCUUUUGUACUGUACAUUCUGAUUGCAUUUUAUCAAUUUCAUAUUCCGGUCAGGCGUUCAGGGAAUCUACUUUGUGGGGAAAUGUAGAUUGGAUCUAGAGAAUUCUCCCUAUUAACCCUUUAAACGAUCAUCAGAAUGCAUCAAUGUUACUAUUCCAAGUGGAUCGUCCGAUGCCAGGAACCGUGUGGAUUCAUUCAUGCCCAAAUACGUCAGACUCUAGGUAUUGAGAAUGGACACCCUGCUUCAACAAUCUGGGCUAUCAUGAUAGAAAAUAAUAACAAUAAAUAGAAUUAUCACCCCG
Messenger RNA from Aspergillus wentii DTO 134E9, 2200 nucleotides. RefSeq lists its product as uncharacterized. The coding region runs from base 288 to 1889 and encodes 533 amino acids. The record is from RefSeq and is a predicted model, not a curated record. The transcript is spliced from 2 exons. Gene Ontology annotation, biological process: endoplasmic reticulum unfolded protein response; retrograde protein transport, ER to cytosol. Gene Ontology annotation, cellular component: endoplasmic reticulum lumen. Lineage: Eukaryota; Fungi; Ascomycota; Eurotiomycetes; Eurotiales; Aspergillaceae.